Molecule: messenger RNA, 4430 nt
Organism: Zeugodacus cucurbitae (melon fly)
Lineage: Eukaryota; Metazoa; Arthropoda; Insecta; Diptera; Tephritidae
Gene: DCX-EMAP
Product: echinoderm microtubule-associated protein-like CG42247
Exons: 11
Coding region: 332-3193 (953 amino acids)
Biological process (GO): microtubule cytoskeleton organization; intracellular signal transduction
Cellular component (GO): mitotic spindle
Molecular function (GO): microtubule binding
Source: RefSeq, a predicted model, not a curated record
CAACACCAAUUAUACGAAAUCGAACGGUUAUCACCACAGUCCGAAUAAUCACUAUAACAACAACAACAAUAAUUUUGAUAACAACGGCAGUCCACUAAAGAGUCCACAACAACCACGUGGUUUGGGCCGCGAGACCAGCUUUCAUCCCAUACAAGAGCAUCAUUUACGUCAAACCGAGGACAGUGAUAAUGAAGAUUACGAACUACAAGGCGCAGCUGGUGGCUUAAGCGGUGGUCAGAUCGGUGAUUAUUGGCAACAGCGUAACGGUAUUGUCGGCGCUCCGGCUAGUGGACGCCAGAGUCGCGCCUUAAGUCCCACUUACGUCGAUAAUAUGAGUGAGAAUUCGGAACAACCCCCAGUGGUGCCGCUAGUACGCUCCAAAUCCCGGCCAGAGUUAUCAUCCAAUGCGCACUUGAAUUCCGCAAUGAGCGCCGCUAGUCGCUACAACAAUCUCUCGUACUGGAAGGCGCGUCGUGUGGUCUUCUAUCGCAAUGGUGAUCCCUUCUUUCCGGGUGUGGAGUUGCGCUAUCGCCCAGGACGUGAUAUCACCUCUUUGGACAGUUUGUUGGAUAAGAUUUCGCCGAAAAUGGAUUUGCCCCGUGGCGCACGUUAUGUGUUUUCGAUGGACGGUGAUCGCAAGUAUCAUUUGGAUGAGCUCGAGGAUGGCGCUUCGUAUGUGGUGUCGUCGUUCAAGGCGUUCAAGCCGGCUAGUUACGGUAAAAAGAACGGCAUGUGGUACGCUUCACCCGGUAAUCAGGGUUGGGGCUCAAAACCGGCCAGUCGUAAGCCAUCGAUUAUGGAGGCGGACUUGGGCACAUUAUCGACCACAUCGGGUUCGAUCAAACGCAGCGCCGGACGUGUUAUACGUAUCAUCAAUAAUUUGGAUCAUUCAGUGCAGUGUCGUGUACUGUUGAAUUUGCGCACAUCGCAGCCAUUCGAGGAGGUCUUAGAAGAUUUGGGUCAAGUGUUGAAAAUAAAUGGCGCUAAGAAAAUGUACACGGGCACAGGACAAGAGGUACGCAGCUUUUCACAACUACGCAACGAGUUUGCCGAUGUUGACACAUUUUAUCUAGCAACUGGCACUGCCUUAAUUGCCGGUUCGCCUAUUAGGCGUUCACGUUCGCGCCCCUCCGUUGUUGCCGCAGCGCCUAUAUUACCCACAGAAGAACUGCCUAAGGUUCCUUUACGCGGCGCACGUCCACGCAGUAAAAGUCGUCCACGCAUUCUCUAUGCACCGGAGAGUGAGAUUCUACGUGCGAACGGUGAAUACAGCAUGUUGGAUAUUAUGAAAGAGGAGCCCACCAAAGUGACUAUACGUGGCUUGCGGCGUACCUUCUAUCCACCAUUACAUCAUGCACCCGCGGAUAAUUCACCGCCCGAUAAAAAAUUGCAACUACAGUGGGUUCACGGCUAUCGUGGUAUUGAUGCACGUCGUAAUCUCUGGGUUUUACCAUCGGGUGAGCUUUUGUAUUAUGUAGCUGCUGUGGCUGUACUGCUGGAUCGUGAGGAAGAUGCACAACGCCAUUAUACCGGACACACGGAGGAUAUUAUGUGCAUGGACGUACAUCCAUCACGCGAACUUGUGGCUUCGGGACAGAAAGCUGGACGCGAUCGUAAAUCACAAGCGCAUGUGCGCAUUUGGAGCACUGAAUCACUGCAGACACUUUAUGUUUUCGGUAUGGGCGAGCUGGAUAGCGGUGUCACCGCGGUGGCCUUUUCACAACUGAACGGUGGCAGCUAUAUAUUAGCUGUGGAUAGUGGGCGUGAAAGCAUACUUUCUGUAUGGCAAUGGCAAUGGGGUCAUCUGCUUGGCAAAGUUGCAACACUACAAGAAGGCCUCUCUGGCGCCGCUUUUCAUCCGCUCGAUGAUAAUCUUAUUAUAACACAUGGGCGUGGCCAUCUGGCUUUUUGGCAUCGUCGCAAAGAUGGCUUCUUCGAACGCACCGAUAUUGUUAAGCAGCCAUCACGUUCGCAUGUGACCAGCGUGCAAUUCGAACCGGAUGGCGAUGUCAUCACUGCCGAUUCCGAUGGUUUCAUAACCAUUUAUUCGGUGGACUCGGAUGGUGCUUACUUUGUACGCACCGAAUUCGAGGCACACAACAAAGGUAUUGGUUGUCUGAUUAUGCUCGGUGAGGGUACGCUGUUGUCGGGUGGUGAGAAGGAUCGUAAAAUUGCCGCCUGGGACUCAUUGCAAAAUUACAAGAAAAUUGCUGACACAAAACUUCCUGAGGCCGCUGGCGGCGUACGCACUAUUUAUCCACAACGUCCCGGACGCAAUGAUGGCAAUAUUUAUGUCGGCACCACACGUAAUAACAUUUUAGAGGGUUCACUACAGCGUCGCUUUACACAAGUUGUUUUCGGGCAUGGUCGCCAAUUGUGGGGUUUGGCUGCACAUCCCGAAGAUGAGGUGUUCGCCACUGCCGGUCAUGAUAAACAUAUAGCACUGUGGCGCAAAAACAAAUUAAUCUGGACUAUACAAACGGGUUACGAGUGUGUUUCACUAGCUUUUCAUCCAUUUGGCACUGCACUGGCUGCUGGCAGCACUGAGGGUCAUCUGCUUGUCAUCAAUUGUGAAAAUGGUUCGGUUAUGCUGACGUUGCGUGUCUGCGGUUCACCGCUGAAUUGUGUGGCGUUUAAUCAAGUUGGCGAUAUGAUUGCAAUGGGCUCGCAGAAUGGCAGCAUAUACUUAUUCCGCGUUUCGCGCGAUGGUUUCUCUUAUAAGAAGGUGAAUAAAAUACGCGGCUCACAACCACUGACGCAUGUGGACUGGAGCAUGGACGGCAAUUUCGUCCAAACGGUCACUAUUGACUUCGAUCUACUUUUCUGGGAUGCUAAAUCACUCUCGCCCGAACGCAGUCCCAUUGCUAUGAAGGAUGUCAAAUGGUUGACUAGCAAUUGCACGGUUGGCUUUUUGGUCGCCGGCAUGUGGAGUAAUCGUUAUUACAGCAACAACAACACAAUUAUUGCCACAUGCAGUCGCUCGGCGGCGCAAGAUAUGCUGGUGUCUGGUGAUGCCGAUGGCUAUCUGCGCAUAUUCAGAUAUCCCUGUAUUAGUCCACGCGCCGAAUUUCACGAAGCGAAAGUCUAUUCCGGUAUGUUGGCAUGUUCACGUUUUCUCUACGGCGAUCAGACUGUGGUAACAGUGGGCGGCACAGACGCCUCACUGAUGGUGUGGGAUCUCGUAGAGGAAUAGCUGCAAUGGCCACCGUGGCGUACAACUGUCCAGCAGUAUGAUGAAGCACGCGGCUACACUGACUAUUGGACGCGGCGACGUUCGUCUAAUAAAUCUUCGACAAUAUUGGACAGCGACUCAAUUGAAUAUCAAUAGAUUACGGCAAGACGAUGGAACAUUGAGAAGAAAUUUUGAUGGGAAUUUCUUUAAAGUAAUCGUCGCAGUUGUUGUUGUUGUCAAUUUCAUAACUUCGCCCUUCCUACCGUUGGUGCACGUACGAAGUGCCAUUGCUGUGUUUGGACGCAGCUGCUUCCGCCUUAAGCGCAUACAUUUGCAAAACAACGCAAUUGAAACGUCUUCACUUUUGUUAAAACAUUAUUGAAAAUUAGUGAGAAAUCAACAAAAUUUAGAUAUUACCGAAAAUUUUAAAACAUAGCACUUAAAAUUACCAAGUAGUAUAAUUCGUCAACGAAAUAUGAAAAAGCAAAUGAAAUUCUGCCAUUUUACCGCUUCCGUUAUGUUUAAGCGCCAUCUGUAUGUCAAAUAGCAUGACAGCUGCUGCAGGUUGCCAGAUGUGGCAAGUAUGCGGAAAAAUAUGUUAAAAAAAAACAUUUAAAAACAAAAACUUUUAGAAAAAUAUUAAAUAAUUUUGCAAACAAUUCUUAGUUUGGAAAAAAUUAAAUUAUUUUGGAAAAUAUUAAAUUAUUUUAGAAAAAAUUAUUAAUUUUGGAAAAAAAAUUAAUUUUUUAAUUUUAUGUAAUUUUCCACGCAUGUUUUAUAUAAUUAUGUAAAAAUUCGGUUUUUACUAAAAUUAAUGAACAAUUCUUCCGUAAACAUUAUUAAAAUGAGAAAAAACUUCCAAUAUUCUAAAAAAACCAUUUCACCUUUUAAAAUAAAAUAAAAAUUUUGAACUUCCAAAAUUAGCUUCCAGAACAUUUGAAACUAAUUUUUAAAAUAAUUAUUAUUUUAAUUAAAAAAAAAUACAACUGCUUAAUUUAUAGUUUCACAUUAAUUUUGCUUUAAAUAAAUAUUUUGCAGAGCUGCUUCCAACUUACACACAGUCUAACUUUCUACCGACUAUAUACUAUACGAAUGUAUAUCUACUUUUCCUGUAACAGACUUAAGCCACUGGUGGAUACUUAAUGAUUUAAUUUCGUAGUUAAAAAAAAACUCGAUAAAAAUGUUAAUAUUUAAAAAGUAAACAGCAUUAUUCAAAAAUCAUAAUAAACCAUAAUGUUCACAACUGUUUUUCUUUUAA